Messenger RNA from Myxocyprinus asiaticus (Chinese sucker), 409 nucleotides. RefSeq names its product histone H2B-like. Bases 14 to 388 code for a protein of 124 amino acids. Gene Ontology annotation, molecular function: structural constituent of chromatin; protein heterodimerization activity; DNA binding. Lineage: Eukaryota; Metazoa; Chordata; Actinopteri; Cypriniformes; Catostomidae. The transcript has a single exon. Gene Ontology annotation, cellular component: nucleosome. The record is from RefSeq and is a predicted model, not a curated record.
UCUUCAGAUCAUCAUGCCUGAACCAGCUAAAUCCGCACCGAAGAAAGGAUCCAAGAAGGCCGUCACAAAGACCGCCGGUAAGGGAGGAAAGAAGCGCAGGAAGUCCAGGAAGGAGAGUUACGCUAUCUACGUGUAUAAAGUCCUGAAACAGGUUCAUCCUGACACCGGGAUCUCUUCCAAGGCGAUGGGAAUCAUGAACUCUUUCGUCAACGACAUCUUCGAGCGCAUCGGCGGUGAAGCGUCUCGUCUCGCUCACUACAACAAGCGCUCCACCAUCACAUCGAGAGAGAUCCAGACCGCCGUGCGUCUGCUGCUGCCCGGUGAACUGGCCAAACACGCCGUGUCUGAGGGCACAAAGGCCGUCACCAAAUACACCAGCUCCAAGUAAAAUAACAUCCUGUUUCUCAAC